AUGGCCACAAAGAGGAUAAUCGAAGUUACAUCCUGGAGUAGACCAGAUCCCAAUCUGAAUAAUACUCCUGGACCUUUAGAUAGGAAAACUAGAAUAUCAAGGUGCAGCCUCAAGUCAAUUGCGAACAGAUACUACAGAUGGCAUCCAGAAAACCAAUUUGCAUCUAAUCACCUCAAAAUAUCCUCCUCAUUGACAAGUACAAGGUCGUGCGCAGUAACAGCAAUACCACAGCCCAAAAGACUCAUGGCGAUCACGAACACCCCAUUUAAGAAGCGACAAAAUUCAAGACCCGGAUUUCAUGAAAAACCAUUCACUACCACGCGCCUCGCUUUCAAAAAAGUAUUCAUUGUGCAAUAUGGCCCGGAUCAGCACGCGCUCUACGAAGUAUCCGAGUGA
Colletotrichum lupini is the source of this 396-nucleotide messenger RNA. RefSeq lists its product as uncharacterized. The transcript is spliced from 5 exons. NCBI's taxonomy places the organism in Eukaryota, Fungi, Ascomycota, Sordariomycetes, Glomerellales, Glomerellaceae. The record is from RefSeq and is a predicted model, not a curated record. The coding region runs from base 1 to 396 and encodes 131 amino acids.